This is a messenger RNA of Tribolium castaneum (red flour beetle), 2946 nucleotides long. RefSeq lists its product as uncharacterized. The record is from RefSeq and is a predicted model, not a curated record. Bases 189 to 2591 code for a protein of 800 amino acids. NCBI's taxonomy places the organism in Eukaryota, Metazoa, Arthropoda, Insecta, Coleoptera, Tenebrionidae. The transcript is spliced from 7 exons.
AAAUGAUGGUAAACAACCAUUGGUGGGGGUAGCCGAUGAGUGUACCUGCAACGUUCGGUGGGCAGGGCAGGUUCUAACGUAACCUAAGAUUUAAAACCGUCAAAACAAAGCAAAACCACCCCUAAAAUCGCCACCCCCCAAAGACAAUGACGUGCUAAUCGUACAAGUGUUGUUGUUUAGACGAAAAAAUGUGGCGUUUUUGUGCUUUAUGUGUGUGUUUACUCGCACUGGGUGUGAUCGCCCAGUACGAAUGGCAAGCAAGGGAUGCCUAUGAUGAGGUGCGUCGAGCCAUGGACCGAGUGAAUAAAUACAAUUGUGAGAUUCAACAUGUUGGAGAUUUGUAUCUGCCGGAAACGUCCGUAUCCCACAUUCCCGAUAUUAAGGAUGUCAAUAUUAAUCCCGUUUUUCCCAACCGAACCCAACUGCUCCACAUUCACAAUAUGGCACUGAGUCGUGCCUUCUUCUGGAGUUACAUCCUCCAGAGUCGAUUUAUUCGACCGGCUAUUAACGACACCUACGACCCCGGAAUGAUGUACUAUUUCCUCUCCACCGUGGCCGACGUCUCCACCAAUAACCACGUCAAUGCUAGUGCUAUUUAUUUCGCCCCCAACAUGUCGUACUCAUCGUCAUACCGUGGCUUCUUCAACAAGACGUUCCCUAGGUUUGCACCAAGGACAUUCCGCGCGGAUGAUUUCAACGACCCUAUCCAUUUAGAACGUAUUUCCACUUUGAAUACGUUCACUGUGUAUGAUUUAGGGGCAAUUAAACCCAAUACUAGCGAUGACUAUACUUCAGAUUUUUACCGAAUUAAUGAAUGGUACAAAAAGUGGUUGCCUGAUCGUGUUUUUGAUAGACAUGACACCAAAACGACUUAUCAGAUUUAUAUCAGAUAUGCAAACAAUACGAAUGAAACGUUUACGUUUCAUGGACCACCUGGUGCUGAUGAAAGUCCAGGGCCUGUUCAAUGGACAAAACCGUAUUUUGAUUGCGGGAGAUCUAAUAGAUGGUUGGUGGCGGCUGUUGUGCCAAUUGCCGAUAUUUAUCCAAGGCAUACAGGGUUUAGGCAUAUAGAAUAUCCCACUUACACUGCUGUUUCUGUGGUUGAAAUGGACUACGAACGUAUCGACAUCAACCAAUGUCCACCCGGUCUAGGGAACAAAGAAGGUCUUAACAUGUUUGCAGACACGGCCCGAUGUAAAAAAGAAACAACCGAAUGCGAACCGAUUCACGGUUGGGGCUUCCGGAGAGGUGGUUAUCAGUGUCGUUGCAAACCCGGUUAUCGUCUCCCUAUGCAAGUCCGACGUCCCUUUUUGGGAGAAAUAGUCGAACGUGCAACGGCAGAACAAUACUACAACGGUUUUGACUGUCUUAAAAUCGGAUGGGUUCAAAAAUUACCGGUUCAGUGGGAAAAAGCAAGUUCGUCGGUCCGUAACCACUACCUCGAUAAAUACCGGGAGUAUCGUUAUCCUGUCUCAGGACCUGAGGCUUUACACCAACCCAAAAUCAACAUCCACAAAUCACUCGAUUUCAUUUUGGGCAUGAAUAAGGAUAAUUGCAAGAAUUACAACAAGGACGAUUUAAUUUUAUACGGCGGUGUCGAAUACGGCGCUUAUGAGUUUUUCCAAAACGAAGCCAAAAUGGCCUUACGACUUGCAAAUUUCAUUAGUGCCUUUUUACAAGUCAAUGACCCUACUGAAGUUUAUUCGGGGAAACGAGUCCCUGAUCGACCGCUAACAGAAGACGAAAUGAUUGGCGAAACUUUGGCCCUUGUUAUGGGCAAUAGCCGAAUUUGGUCGGCUGGUACUUAUUGGGAACGAAACAAAUUCACAAACCGCACACUUUUCGCACCAUACGCCUACAAAACGCAACUAAACACGCGAAAAUUCGCAGUUGAGGACUUGGCCCGACUCAACAAAUCUGACGAAGUCUAUUUGAAUAAACCCUGGUUUUUGAAAUUGAAACAACGCUGGUUGACCAACUUUGACAGUCUCGAAAAAUAUUACAUGAAAAUAAAAAUUCGCUUUAACGAAACGGGCGAAACGACAAGAAAGUACGAACGCUAUCCAAACUUCUACAGAGGGGCCCAAUUAAAGCACGGCUUAUGGACCGAACCGUAUUACGAUUGCGAUGGUAAAAAACCCAUGUGGAAGAUUAAAUACGCGGCACCGUUUUUCGGUUGGGACAGUCUAAAAGUCAAACUCGAAUUCAAGGGCGUGGUCACCGUAUCAAUGGAUUUGUUAAAACUUGAUAUAAACCAAUGUCCCGACAGAUAUUACGUUCCAAACGCCUUCAAAAACACACACAAGUGCGAUUUGCGAAACUCAUAUUGUGUUCCGAUUUUGGGCCGUGGAUUCGAAACAGGCGGCUACAAGUGUGAGUGUAAGCAAGGUUACGAAUAUCCGUUUGAAGAUCUCAUCACUUAUUACGACGGCCAAGUGUUGGAAGCCGAAUUUAGUAAUUUAGUUGAUAAUAAUGAGACACGUUUUGACAUGUUCAAGUGUCGCUUAGCUGGCGCUAGCAGUGUUCAAGUUAGUAUCGUUACAGUUUUGUUGCUGAUAUUUGUUAGUUUCGGUUUGUAUGGCAGAAGUUGAAACCAAUGACUUGAAAUCCAAGGCCUUUCAAGUGCCUUAUUGAUGAUAUUUUAUAGUUUUACCGUCCAUUUUCAGUUGUAGUUGUAGGUUUUUGGUACAAAAAAUAUUUUGUAUGUUAUAUUGUGUACUUGUUGUGCACUUAAUCGUACUAUAGGCCGUGUUGCAAUUUGUUGGGCGAUCGUGAGUUGUGUACGUGUACAUAUUUUUGAUAUUCUUUUUAUUCCUAAGUGCACAAUUGAACAAGAAAUUGUUCAAUUAACCGAUUUUUUUAUUACUGUUUUAUUAAUUUCUCCGUCCGUUAUUUUAACAAUCUGAUUACAAUAAUUUAAGUUUAAUAAACGAUUUUACAAGAAAA